This is a messenger RNA of Fundulus heteroclitus (mummichog), 1643 nucleotides long. RefSeq names its product dual specificity protein phosphatase 19. NCBI's taxonomy places the organism in Eukaryota, Metazoa, Chordata, Actinopteri, Cyprinodontiformes, Fundulidae. The coding region runs from base 154 to 765 and encodes 203 amino acids. Gene Ontology annotation, cellular component: cytoplasm. Gene Ontology annotation, biological process: protein dephosphorylation; regulation of MAP kinase activity. The record is from RefSeq and is a predicted model, not a curated record. The transcript is spliced from 5 exons. Gene Ontology annotation, molecular function: JUN kinase phosphatase activity.
GGAUUUGUUUCUGGGUGUUUUGGUGCUUCGUGGUUGGGGUUUCGGUGGAGCAGAGACGACGCCCCGACUGCUGGAUUAGCCAGGAGCCGCCGCCAUUACCAGCCGACGCUAGCUAGCUGUUAGCACCAGCGGAGGCCUGAAGAGCCAGGUGUGAUGCACUCGCUGUCUCAGGAAAUCCAGGGCUUCUCCAAAAAACGCCUGAAGAAGCAGUCGACCCGCGUGACCACAGUGACUGGCAAGACGUUGCUGGAAAGGAGGAGUGAUGGAGCAGAAGGAGAGGUGGAGGAGGUUGAGGUGCUGGCAGAGGAGAGUGGAUGUGGCUUUGUAGAAGACACCAGCCUUGAUCUGCAAGUUGGUGUUGUCAGACCCUUCCUGCUGCUAGCCUCUCAGGAUGCAGCCCACGACAUUGACACCCUGCAGAGAUUUAAGGUGUCCCAUGUGCUAAAUGUGGCCUAUGGAGUCACCAACCUGUUUCCAGAUCAGAUGGUCUAUAAGACAUUUCAGAUCCUGGACCUGCCAGAGACCGACAUCACGUCACAUCUGGAGGAAUGCAGCUCCUUCAUAGAUCAGGCCAGAGAGCAGGACGGUGUGGUGAUGGUCCACUGUAAUGCUGGCGUGUCGCGCUCUUCCUCCAUUGUGAUUGGUUACCUUAUGCUAAGGGAGGGGCUUUCGUUUGAUGAUGCCUACAACCAGGUGAAGCUGGCGAGACUGUCGACUCGACCAAACCCCGGCUUCUAUCAGCAGCUGCAGAACUACAAGCCUUAAAGGACAACAGCUCAGUCUGUUCUAUCUGAAUAAAUAGCUUUCAUGGCAUGUUGACAAUAGAAACAUUAUGGUGAUACAGUUAUUUUUUAGCCAUAAACUGUAAACUGCAGCUGGACCAUGAAUAACAUUUCUUUUUUAUGUAAACCCUACUGUCACAUUCAUCUACAUUGUUAAAAAAAUAAUCAUAAAAUUUUUUUUCUGCUGCUUCAGUGAGAUAAAUAUCUUUUUAUCUGGGAAUCUGAGAGAAACAAACUUUUAAAGGGUCACAAGCAGCAUGAAGGAGCAACACAAUUCAUGAGAACUUAACACAACUUAAAUAUAGACGACUGGUUCGGUCUUGAGCUUUGGGAUUUUUUUCUAUUCCAUAUUUUGAGCUUUUUUGCAGCUUUAGUUAUUUUGUUUGGUCAUAUUGUUAUCUUAGUGUACAUUCAUCUAAUAACGUCAGCUUCUAGGUGUCCUCAGAUAGUGUCCUCACUUAGCCUUGUUCCAUUUCACCUGAAAAUAAGGGCGAAGUAGCAGACAGGUGCUACUAACCAAAUGCACCUGAUGAACUGAUCAUCAGAAGUGUGACCACCUCUGUAGCAGCAGGCCUCAAGGUUUAGUAACAUCCCAGUCCAAGUCCAGACCUGGAAUCGAACAGUCUGGGGAAACCUCACAAUUGUUGUAAAAGGGAGACCCCUUUAAAAGUUAAGGUAUCAAACAAUUUUGAGUACAUUUAAAUUUUUUUCUAAGUUCACUUAAUUGUUCAGAAGCAUUUUUCCUUUGAAUUCGUCUUUGUUUAAUACUAACUCAUUACAGUCUUUCUUUUAAACACUAGUCUUUGCCAAAAAAAAACGAGUGUAAAGACACUGAAGGAAGAGAAAUUAGAUUGUUGAUAC